AUGUAUCCUGUGGGACAUCUGCGCGAUAUUUGCACCUCCACGGCGUGUCGUCGAACCUCGUUCGUGUUCGGUUUACUGUGGAACCAUGACAAUCUUGACCGAGAGCUUCACGACAGUGUUCACACAUUCUUCGGCGGCACUCAUACAAGACUCAUGAAACAGGUAGUAAACAUGGGAACCAAAGGGGUCUGCGUGAAUGAUGACGGACAUUCGCUUCUCACGGAGCAGAACAUAGACCGGCUCCAAGGACUACCAAUCCUUUUCAUUUCGGGCACGGAGAAUCAAGUCUUUGACCCCGAGUCGACGCUGAAAGACUAUGAGCUUCUACGGCGACGGUUCGGCGAAAAAUACUAUCGCAGGUUUCUAGCGGAAGGUUAUGGGCAUCUCGACCCCGUUGUUGGCAAAGAUGCUGCCACAGAUGUUUACUGGAGGAUAUUCGCACAUUUGAGUUGGUGCAUAACGAACGAGCAAUCUUCUGAACCAUGGAGAUAG
Penicillium brevicompactum is the source of this 492-nucleotide messenger RNA. Its product is annotated as CAZyme family AA3. The record is from RefSeq and is a predicted model, not a curated record. Lineage: Eukaryota; Fungi; Ascomycota; Eurotiomycetes; Eurotiales; Aspergillaceae. The transcript has a single exon. Bases 1 to 492 code for a protein of 163 amino acids.